AUGGUUGGAAUCUCAUACCCGGCAAAAGGAUAUCGACAAAUCGGUGGCCAUCGCCCCUUCUCAACCGUUGAGGUGUAUCACGAUCUUGAGAAUCGGGAGGAUGGACAAUCGAGUCCGUCGAGCUACACCAUCAAUACCUACUCGCCAUCAGUUGAAACCAUAUCCCCCAACAUGCGUUUUGCACCGGCGAACGACUUCCGUAACAACCGGAAUCGCUCAUUCUGGGCUUACUCGGCAACCGUAUUACCCGCAAAUGCGCCGGACGAGGAGAGACUGCUGGCCCAUGCCAGUGAGCAGUACGCGACCCAGAAAGAAGAGAAGGAACGGAAGCCUGGGACAGACCGAGUUGACAAUCUUGGGAAGGCAAGCAACAUCAAAAUCAUCAUCACGGAACCGGAGCCCGUAGCUUCGCGACAUGGCAUAUCUCUCGAAUUCGACCCCCUCCGAUCCCAUCCAGUCGACUUGGAUCGAGGUACCAGCAUCAAGCAGUCAGGAACUCCCCGAACCCUGACUGCGAUCCCCAGAAGCGCAGAGCCCGACAAGACUGCGUCAAAUCGAAAGCACUCAGUCGAUUCGGGUCCUAGGACAGUAGGGACCAGUUCGGCCUCUAGAUCUCAUCGCCAUCAUCAUCUGCGGAAGUCGAGAAGGCCUACCAUCAACAGCGUCAGCGGCAGGCAGGACUUGCGGGCUAUUUUUCAAAACGGAGAAUAGAUGCGGAGAUGGUUUGAUGUCGCGUGGUAUCCUUUGGAAACCGAUGAUGGCGAGUUGGAUUAUGGCGGAUGCGACAUCCAGGUACCGGCGGCAGUUGGUCGCAUUGGAUGAACCUGACGUAGUUGGUGGGAACAGAGCGGAACAUUUGGGGAAAUAGAUCCAGCCCCAGGAGGGGGUUUAAACGUCCCAAACCAUACUAAAUUCAAUUAUGAGCACUGAGCGUGCAUCUCAAGCCAUUCUCCGUGUAGCAAUCACCGUCAUGGUUGUGAGCUGAGAUGUGUUGUUGUUAGUUGUUG
Neurospora tetraspora is the source of this 1007-nucleotide messenger RNA. RefSeq lists its product as uncharacterized. The record is from RefSeq and is a predicted model, not a curated record. Lineage: Eukaryota; Fungi; Ascomycota; Sordariomycetes; Sordariales; Sordariaceae. The transcript is spliced from 2 exons. The coding region runs from base 1 to 711 and encodes 236 amino acids.